AUGCAGCGCCUCUGCCUCUGCCUGCUGGCGUCCAUCGCCCUUGCGUCCGAUGUGACUCCCGUGCAGAAGGUGGUCCAGAUGUUAGAGACCAUGAAGGAGAAAGGCACCAAAGAAAUGAACGAGGAGCAGGUGCAGUAUGCCAAGUUCGAAGAAUUCUGCAAAGGAACUUUGGCCGAGAAAGGCGCCUCGAUUACCUCGGCGGCGGAUCAGAUCGAAACCCUGGAGGCGGAGAUCGAGUCGGCGACCUCUGAAGCAGCCCGCCUGGCGGAGGAGAUCGGCGGCCACGCGGCGGACAUCGAGGCGGCCAGCAAGGAGAAGCAGAACGCCACGGAGCUCCGGGAGACGACGCGGAGCGACUUUGUGGCGACCCUGAAGGACUACACCGAGUCCAUUGAUGCGGUGGGGCGUGCCUUGAAGGUCUUGAAGGCCGAGAAGAAGUCCAGCAGUUUCUUGGAGUUGCAGGCCGUGCGUGACCUGAAGACUUUGCCCAUCUCUGCCGCUGACAGCUUGGACGCCUAUAUCAAGGGCAGCAGUUUGAUUGAGGCGGCCCCUGAAGCCAAGACCUACGAGUUCCAAUCCGGCGGUGUGAUCAGCAUGCUCGAGGGCUUGCAGGACAAGUUUGUGGACGAGCGCGUGAGCUUGGAAAAGGAAGAGGCCAAGAAGAGGCACAGCUAUGAGAUGUUGGUGCAAAGCUUGGAUGCGCAGCUGGCGCAGUCCAAGAAGGAUCAGGAUGCCAAAGUCCAGUUCAAGGCCAAGAAGCUUCAGGCUAAGGCCUCGGCAGAAGGGGAUUUGGACGAGACGAAGACUGAAAAGGCCUCGGAUGAGAAAUAUGCCAAGGAUCUCAAGGCCACCUGUAGUAAGAAGGCUGCCGCCUUCGAUGAGCGCCAGAAGUUGCGGAAAGAGGAGCUUGAGGCCCUCACCAAGGCCCAGGACAUCAUCAGCAGCGGCGCCGUGGCUGGCAGUGCGGAGAAGCACCUGCCCGGCCUGGUGCAGACGGCCACAUCCCUGGCCUUCCUCCGGUCCUUCUCUGCGCGCCCGGAGCAACUGGAGCAGGUCACCCGCUUCCUCCAGCAGCGCGCGGAAUCUUUGAAGAGCCGCGUGUUGUCGGCCACGGCGGAGCGAGCUGCGGCGGAUCCCAUUGCUAAGGUGAAGACGAUGAUCGAACAGCUGAUUGUGAAGAUGCAGGACCAGGCGAAUGAGGAGGCCACCAAGCACGGCUGGUGCCAAGCAGAGUUGGCGAGUAACAAAGCCAUGAGGGAAGAGAAGACUGACCAGGUGGACUCCCUGCAAUCGGAGAUCGAGGAGUUGAGCUCUUCCAUCGCCAAGCUGGGUGAGGAGGCCGUGACCCUGAACGAGGAGCUGACCCAGUUGACCACUGCCAUGGCCAACGCCUCCGAAAUCCGCCAAAAGGAGAAGCAAAAGAACGCUGACACCGUGAGGGAUGCCAAGGAGGCGCAGGAGGCUGUUGCUCAGGCCCUUCAGGUCCUGAAAGAGUUCUACGCCAAGGCAGGUGCAGCCACCUCCUUCUUGCAGACGAAGACCACGGAAGCCGUGCCCGAGACCUUCUCGGAACCGUACACCGGAAUGGGCGGAGAGAGCGGCGGUGUUCUUGGCAUGAUGGAGGUCAUCGCUAGCGACUUCGCGCGGCUGCAGGCGGAGACGCAGGCUGCGGAGGAAGCGGCCAAGGCCGAGUACGAGGAGUUCAUGGAGGAUUCCAAGGUGGACAAGGCCACCAAGAGCAAGACUGCCGAGCAUAAGGAGAGCAAGAAGCUGAGCAAGAGCCAGGAGUUGAUGGCCACAGAGACAGAUCUUCAGGGCACGCAGAAAGAACUGGAUGCGGCCAAUGCCUACCUUGAGAAGCUGAAGCCAGACUGCUUGGACACCGGUGCCUCCUACGCCGAGAGGAAGGCGCAACGAGAGGAGGAGCUGAAGGAUCUCGAGACCGCGCUGAAGAUGUUGGAGACCGUGUAGUUGCUACGGUGCUACGCAAAGGUCGAGGUCUUGGAAGAUGCUGGAGGAUUUUUCACAUGAAAAUUGGAUGAAAUUUGUUUUUGAACCAAUGGAAACUGGGAAGGUUCAUCAAUGAAGAGUGGGGAAUUCGAAUCAUAACCAAAAUUGAGGCUUGAACUGGGAUUGAAAAUGGGAUUGAAACUGAGAAUGAUGGUUAAAUAACAUGAUUUACUGUCGCUUUUUAAUGGGAAACUGGGAUUGAAACUGGGAUGGAUGAUGUGGAUUCGCUGGAUUCGCGGAGCGAGUCGACCGGGGAUAUGAUGCCCUACUGAGGUCUCAAGAUUUCACCCAAAAUUGGAGGAUUUCAAGCCAAAGAAAUGUGGAAUUUCACCAAUGUUGGGUUGAUGCUUGUGGUACUGGUAGUACUGGUGGUACUGGUGGUAGGGAUUGAUCCAGACUAUCAGCUCGUCUGCAGGAAUCCUACGUGGCCUGUGAAAAUUUGCAAACAUUGGGGUUUCACUUUGAGGCAACCCAGAAAUAUGAUGAAAUAUGAGGAUUCAACCAAUUCAACCCGUUCUUUUCUUUGUAAAACAACUCGCAGAAUUGUGGAUUUCGCAGAUGAACAUUCGUUUUUUUACCCAAUAGAAACUGGGAUGUCAUCAGACCUACCAGUACAGACGGUGAUUUAACACCAAAAUAGAAAUAUAUUGAGCCAACACAAAAUGGGGUCGAUGGAUUGAUUUCCGUUUGUUGAUGGUUUCGUUUGGGAUUGUAGUAGGCUGAAACUCAGUUUCAUUGGGAUUUGUUUUAAUCUCAGUAAAAAUCCACAGCUAUCCACAGCUUUUAACCAAAAACAUGUUUCACCACCGAAAGCCCUUCACCUCACCCAAAAAAGGGCGCUUUGACCAAUGCAGAUUUAUGGAGAACUCUCCCUAUAGCGUCAAAAAGCUUCAACCCCCUAGUGCUCCAAAUACCAUUGGAGAAGGUGUUUGGACCCCUAAAAACUAACCGCAAGGCACAUGCCGCAACUAUGUGCGUGUCUGAAAAUCAGGGAUACCCCCCCCCAUUUUGGAGAGAAAAUGAUGAUUCACCAGCAACUUUUCGGGCAUCCUAUUUGAAGACACACCCAUACACUCUUCUCGUGCCAAGGCUUGGCUGCUUGGCCCAGUGCCGAUUCGCUGACUCGACACAACUGCACCCGCUAUGGGCAGUCCAAAAAAA
Molecule: messenger RNA, 3171 nt
Organism: Cladocopium goreaui
Lineage: Eukaryota; Dinophyceae; Suessiales; Symbiodiniaceae
Source: the annotation of a GenBank genome assembly